AUCGGUAAAAUCGAAAUGUGUUGUGUUGCUCGUUAGUGUAAGCAUAGCUAACCCAACCCAUCACAGACUAACGUUGGCAACAUUAGCUGAUGUUCAAACGUCCAACCACUUGAGCUUUUACAUUUUCCUGUAUUUGAGUGUCCACAGAGUCGCAGCCCUGCAUUCCAAAAAGGAAGACGAGUACUUCAUCAUGAACUCCGACGACGGUGACCUGGAGAACCAGGCAGAGUUGGAGGAAAAGACGAGGUUGAUAAACCAGGUGCUGGAAUUGCAACACACACUAGAAGAUCUUUCUGCUCGUGUUGAUGGCGUCAAGGAGGAGAACCUCAAGCUGAAGUCAGAGAAUCAGGUUCUUGGUCAGUACAUUGAGAAUCUUAUGUCCGCUUCCAGCGUCUUUCAGACCACAGACACACGGAACAAGCGGUCCAAGUGAAAGGGUCCAGACUUCCACAACUCCCCAUUAUACACCACCACUAUCCGCGGCACACAUCACUAUCGGACCAACCCUUCCAGACACGACUUCUUGUUUUACCAUUUACUCACUUCUGCAGCUUACUGCUCAUGGGGGGUAUUCCAAGAAAGUGCUUCAGUACCAAACCAGAUUAAUAAAACAGCCUGGAGUCAACCAAAUGUUGCCUGCAGACUAGCUACAACGGGGGUGUCAAACUCAAAUUGCCCGAGGGCCAAAAUCAAAGUCGCGGGCCAAAGUCAAUAUUUAUUUUAGAAAAACGGGUCUAAAAUUGUGCACAUACACAUAAUGUUACUCACAAGCAGAUUCCCAUCAUAGUUCAAAUAUGCCUUCACAUAUUCUGUUGUUGCAUUUGAGUGUGAGCUGUUCCACUGACCUGGACCCACUCAUAUUCCUGGGAUGCAUGGAAUUUCAUUUUCUAGUAUUACUACGCUAUACAUUUAUGAUGUAUGUGGGCCAACUUAAAGACACAUUUGAAAUGAUCUCAUGGGCCAAAUAAAAUGACUCACCGGGCCAGAUUUGGUUCCAGGGCCUGAGUUUGACACCCCUGAGCACUGGCAGAUUUUCCACUUUCUGUAGGUCAACUUAGCCAGGUUUCUCACUCAAACAUUAUUCUUUGGAUUCCCUCCAACUCGGUGGUUUACUGACUGACUGAUAAGUUAACUCAUGAUAAGGGGUGCAAGAGCUCUAUGGCUUUGUUUAGUUAGGUGAAUUAAGCUACACAGCACCUCUAGUAAUAGGUUUGCCACUUGUUAGGUGUUAACCUGGGGGGGAUUCCAAGAAGGUAGCCCAGUAGUAAGCCUGCUUAGUUAACCUUGAGUUAGUGGUAAAUCAUCUAAUACAAAGAGCUUGGAAUGUAAAUGACGCUUGAAUUGUAUGUUACCUGUUAGCAGGUUCACAGAUUCCUGUUAGCCAGGUGUGUCACCUAACCAUGUUCUUGGAAUACCCCACUGAUUUAAGUGUCAGCCCCUACUUCCUGGCUUGGUUAACUUCUUGUAUUGUCAAUACUGACAUGUAGUGAUCUCAAGACUAUUUGUUAAUUUGCAUUUGCACCAAUAUAGUAGUCAGUAUUGGGUUUUUUGUUUGUUUGUUUGUUUUCUUAUGCACCUUUUGUCAAGGUUUUACAUUAUUGUUUACAUAACUUAAACGGCUUAGUAUCAGGGAAUAUUGACAAAGAUGUUAUAAUGUUUUACAAAAGUGUUGAACUUCUAAACAAGUGUUCAUUUUAUUUGUAUGUAUUUAUCUUUUUGAUAUUUUGUUAACAAUUGACAGGGUUACUGAUAUAGCUUGACUUUUUCUUUGUAUGUUUUGUAACUUUUGUGGGAAAAAAAGCUGCUAUGCUGGUGCAAGAACAACUGUAGUGAUGAUAACAGCUGUGAGCUUUGCUGUGAGCCGAGUACAUUUUUAUUAAAAUGUUAAGACUAGUGGUGCCAAGUGAAAUGGACCCUGGGUUACCUACAAAGUUGACAAAUUAUGCAUAGUCAAACAAAUGUUACUAGUAACUGAUAUGCAAGAUCCAAGAUAAUGACAGAUUUGAUGCAGUUAACAAACGUCAGUAAUGCAUUUCUUUGCUCUUGCAUGCCUACCCUCACAUUAUGUGUUUUACCCAAUGUCUAGCAUUUUAGACACAUUUUAAUAUUUAUGCCAAUAAUAAACAAUCAUCCUUUUGAUGUGACGAUA
Messenger RNA from Engraulis encrasicolus (European anchovy), 2149 nucleotides. Its product is annotated as short coiled-coil protein B-like. The coding region runs from base 191 to 433 and encodes 80 amino acids. Gene Ontology annotation, cellular component: trans-Golgi network. The record is from RefSeq and is a predicted model, not a curated record. The transcript is spliced from 4 exons. Lineage: Eukaryota; Metazoa; Chordata; Actinopteri; Clupeiformes; Engraulidae.